GGACUUAUAGGAAGUAUAUUACUGAAUGACGCACCCUCUCUUCCUCAUUGUGGUGAGAAACAGGCGUGCGUUUCAGGCUCUGCGUAACACAUUAGCGAAGAUGGUGAAGAUCUUCAUUGGGAACCUGCCUCCGCAGGCAGAAGCAGAUGAAAUAAAGUCUCUGUUCACUCAAUAUGGAACGGUCACUGAGUGCGCCAUUAUCAAGAACUUUGCCUUCGUCCACAUGGAUGAUCGCAAAAGUGCAACAAAGGCAAUUAAAAACCUUCAUUUACACAAGCUGCAUGGAACACCCAUCAAUGUUGAAGCGAGUCGGGGCAAAAACCAGGGUCCUGUGAAGCUUCAUGUUGCCAAUGUGGAGAAAGGAGCAGAUGAAGAGCUCAGAGCGCUGUUUGAAGAGUACGGCACAGUUGCCGAAUGCGCCAUCAUUAAGAACUUUGCCUUUGUACACAUGAGCAAUUCCGAUGAGGCCAUGGAUGCCAUCAAGGGGUUGGACAACUCUGAAUUCCAAGGCAAACGAAUUCAUGUGCAGAUAUCAAAGAGUCGACCAAGAGGCGAGGAGGAAGAUUACGGCCCCCCAGACAGUGGAUUUUGGCCACCCCGUUUCUCUGGUGACCGGCCUGAGCCCCCUGGUUAUCCUAGGGGUCGCUUCGGGUAUCCCCCUGGUCCCCCUCCACCACCACCACCCAUGCCUCCCAGACGCCCCCCAUACCCAGAGCGUGCAGCGCCGGCAUACGAGCGUGCAGCGCCGGCAUACGAGCGUGAACGUGGUGUGGUCGACUAUUACGAGAAGUACCGCGCUCGCCCUUACGGUGUCUCCUCAUAUGAGGACCGGCACCUGGGUGCCAUCCCCCCUCCCCCACCGCCCCCGUCAUCUGGCAUUAUGAGAGAGAGAUUGGCUGGCAAUGGCCUCGACCCCUAUGAGCGACGCCCCCUUCCACCCCCGCCAUCCUCGUACUACGCACGAGACCGCAGUCCCAUCAGACGUGCUCCUCCUACCCCUCAGACACCCGCCGGGAAUGGUUACUCAUUCGAGCGAUCUCGUCUCUCCCCUCUCUCCAUGUCUCGGACCCCGAUGUACAGCAUGCCUCGGGCCAGAGACCCCUAUGCUGACAGGGCGCCGCCUCCACCUCCGCGCUACUCGUAUUAAAGUGCACCACUGCGCUUUUGUAAUCCAAGGUGUAAAUUAUUCAACAAGAUCGUCGUCGUUGUCUCCAGGUGCACGUGCCGCGAUACGUCUUUGUCUGCCAGAGCGCGUUUCGUUCGCCUGCGCACCAUAGUGGAAGAGUUCUGUUGCGGACUGCACAUUCUAUAAAACUACCGCUUUUACACGCAUAAAAACGUCAUGCUAAAUUGUCAAUUCUGCUUUAUUUUUUUGCCUUGUUUUUAUUGUUUAACAUUGGAUAGGUGAGAGAAGCACUAAGCCAGAGUACGUAAAUUAGGUUAACUUGGUGGUUUGGUAAAGACUAUUAAAGGAACGCUUAUAAAAAUGAUUCUUUCAAAGAACACUUCAAUGUAUCACACUGUACCUUUUUACCUUUAAAAUCUGGAAUGAGGUUAUCGUUUGUUAUUAAACUACUGUAACAAGCGCUAUGAAAAUUUUAAUUUGAAAACAAAAAUUCAUUUGUGUAAAGGUUUUUUUUUUUUUUUCUCUCUUUCCCCUCUCUAAGCUAUUUGUUAAAGUGCGGCAUGCAAGUAAGAAUACAGUCUCCGCAGCAAUAAAACCUUUCCGUCUACUGGCUUUAUUGAAAUUGUGCUGUAGUGUGCAUUUUUAAUGGCAGAGUAUCGAAGUUAAAGGACUUUGUAUCAUUUUCUUUCAUAGGAACACUUGGAAGUUUUAAUAAAAAGACUGGAACUUGGUCCGUCGUUUUGCUUUUCUUGCCAACCUUUAAAAUUCAAUUUGCCGAAAUAGGCAUGAAAGUAACUAUAUAGCCUAGAGUUUGACACAUUCGAAUUAAAACCCAUAACAUCUUGCUUCCUAGUUUAGAAGUAUUACGGAUAAUGGAACCGCUUCUGCGGCGAAAUGAAAACGAUUACAUCACUUCGUCUUCAAGGCUAUUCUUUUGCCCUAAACCAUUGGCGUCUCACUAUUCCUGGUCUGUGUCCAAAUAAUCCUGUCAUUCUGAUUCACAAAGUGGGUAGACUUCCCAAUAUUUCCUUAAUCAGUGGUCCUUUUUAAGUUUGAUUGUGCCAGGUAAGUCACUUGAUUUAGUUUCUUUACAACUCUGCAUGCCUUUAUAUACUUAAUUGUUUCAAGGUAUAGCUUAAGUACAGAGACUGCAUAUGUGUCUCAAUGACAUGUAUUUGGAUCCAAAUGUUUUGCAAGUGAUCUAUUUUAGGAUUAUAGUUUUAUAUUUUAGGUUAACUUUUAUGCAUCCCCCCCCCACCCCCCAUAGUUCUGUCUUGAUUUUACAAUAAAAUGUGUUAUGGCUGUUCAUUCAUUUACCUGUGGGACACCAAAUGAAUGUGCCUCUUCCGGUGUUGAAGAUCUCAGCAUAAAAACUUAUUUUAUUUUUCCUUUUAAGGUGAUUGCACUUUCAAUAAAGCGCUUUUUUUUCCUGCCCAAA
This is a messenger RNA of Sinocyclocheilus anshuiensis, 2564 nucleotides long. RefSeq names its product RNA-binding protein 4.1-like. Gene Ontology annotation, molecular function: mRNA binding. The record is from RefSeq and is a predicted model, not a curated record. Gene Ontology annotation, cellular component: nucleus. The transcript is spliced from 4 exons. Bases 26 to 1147 code for a protein of 373 amino acids. Lineage: Eukaryota; Metazoa; Chordata; Actinopteri; Cypriniformes; Cyprinidae.